This is a messenger RNA of Mytilus trossulus (common blue mussel), 1836 nucleotides long. RefSeq names its product stomatin-like. Gene Ontology annotation, cellular component: plasma membrane. Lineage: Eukaryota; Metazoa; Mollusca; Bivalvia; Mytilida; Mytilidae. Bases 55 to 939 code for a protein of 294 amino acids. The record is from RefSeq and is a predicted model, not a curated record. The transcript has 8 exons.
UUAUUUUUAGUCAUCUACAUUUUGAAAUGAAUAUUGUUGUUGUUUACUUGUAAUAUGCAAGGUGCAAGAAAAAAAGGUAGAUAUCAACAUGAUUAUUCAAGUCUGAUGGCGACAGAUAACGGUAAAAAUGAGACUGCUGCAGCCUGUUCUAAAGAGCCAUAUACAGGACCCGGAUGUGCCGGUGGUAUAUUGAUUGGCGUUACAUAUUUGCUCUGUGUCCUGUUUUUCCCGUUUUCAUUAUGCUAUACCAUCAAGGUAAUAACAGAAUAUGAGAGAGUGGUAAUUUUUCGUCUCGGUCGUUUAUUACCUGGUGGUGCCAAAGGACCAGGUCUUCUUUUCAUCUUACCAUGUGUGGAUGAAAUAAAAAUGAUGGAUUUACGAACGGUGUGUCGGGACAUCAGACCUCAACAGAUUUUGACAAAAGACUGUGUGAACAUCAUGGUGGAUGCAGUAGUUUAUAGUCGUAUAUUUAAUCCGAAUUUAUCAGUAUGCUAUUUCUCGAAGCCACAUUUAUCUAUGAGUAUUCUGGCUGCAACUACUCUUAGAAAAACAUUAGGGAAGAGAGACAUGACUGAAAUAUUAUGUGACAGAAAGAAAAUUGCCAAGGAAAUAGCGAGGAAAUUUGACAGACAAACAGCUGACUGGGGAAUUAAACUGGAAAGGAUUGAAAUAAAAGAAAUCAAACUUCCAAAAGAAAUGGAGAGAUCUAUGGCAGCUGAGGCAGAAGCUGCAAGACAAGCGCGUGCAAAGGUCAUCACAGCCAAGGGAGAACAAAAUGCAUCUCGUGCCUUCAAAGAAGCUGCAGAUAUCAUGUCACAAUCACCUGCAUCCAUUCAGCUCCGAUACUUACAGACACUAAGAUCUGUGGCAGCUAAAAAUAACUCAACCAUUAUAUUUCCUUUGCCGAUGCAGCUAUUACAGGGAUAUGCUCACAGCUGACCCCCAUUGCCAUGACAACGGAUAUUCCAUAAUUCAGCAUUCAUUUGAAAAAUGACACUUAUCCCUAUAUUUCUAUAUAUAACAAUGUCCUUCUACCUCUGUUACCCAAUCAAUUAUUUGGCCUUUUAUAACAUUUUUGAUUCGAGCGUCACUGAUAAGUCUUUUGUAGACGAAAUGCGCGUCUUGGGUUAAUAUUAAAUGUUAUUCCUGGCACCACUGGCUAUUGGACAAACUACCUUACUUAAUAGUUGAUUUAUCUAGUUCUAUCUAGGUAAACAGUUCACCUUUUGACUAUAUAUAUUGUACUUUUUUACUAUAUUGUCAAUGCAGAAUAAGAAACACCAGAAACAACAGUAAGAGCCGUAGCCAGCAUUAUAAGGUAUUUACAUUUAAGGGUUUUUCAAAUUAGUUUAUGGUUAAAUGUUUUUGACUUAAAUAUUUUAUUUAGUUUCAUUUACUUUGCUAAUUGUAUUUCAAACUUUAUAUAUUCUUUUUACCUGUAAUUAACUUUCAAUGUUAUAUAGUAUUUUAUAGAGUAGUAUGGUCAACUUACUUUAGUGAACAGUUUACAUUUGCAUUGAUUAACAAAUUGUUUACAUUCAGAGUGGUCAUUUAACUGUGUUUUGCAUUAAUAUUUAUUUGCAAUUGUGUAAUUAAACAUAAUAUACAUUAUUUGCUACAAAAUGAUAUAUUCAUAUACAUUUAUAUGUAAAGUUGUAUUUAUUUGUCAUUAUCUGUAUAUUUCAGAUCUGUCGUUGCCUUCUAUUAUAUAUUAUAUUUAUUAAAAUAUAUGAACGUUCUGCAUAAUUUAUCUGAGCCUUAUUCCACCUGGUCACAAAUGGCAUCUAUAAUGAGUUAAUUUAUUAGAUUGACAUGAUUGAUGAAUAUUUCACUCUU